GGGCGUGGCUCAGUCGCUCGCGGGCGGCGCGCCAUGCCGCACCAUGAGUCCGCCGCACAGCUUCGCCAUCCGCGACCUGUGCCCCGAGGCCAGCUCGCGCAGCCCCUCGCCCGACGCCGACCUCGACGUCACCGGCACUGAGACCCCUCCUCCCACGACCACCACCGAUCUCGAAAAGAAGAAAAACGAAAAACCCGCCUACAGCUACAACGCGCUCAUCAUGAUGGCCAUCCGCAGCAGCCCCGAAAAGAGACUCACCUUAAACGGCAUCUACGAGUACAUCAUGAAGAACUUCCCCUACUACAAAGAGAACAAGCAGGGCUGGCAGAACUCCAUCCGACACAACCUGAGCCUGAACAAAUGUUUUGUUAAAGUCCCGCGGCACUACGACGACCCUGGUAAAGGCAACUACUGGAUGCUGGACCCGUCGUCGGACGACGUGUUCAUCGGCGGCACGACGGGCAAGCUGCGGCGGCGCAGCACGGCGGCGUCGCGCUCGCGGCUCGCGGCCUUCAAGCGCGGCGCGCUGCUGCACCCCAUGCUGGGCGCGGGCUACGCGGGGCUGGUGGGGCUGUGCCCGCCGCUGCUGUCGCUGUACGGGCGCUACCUGCCGCCGCCGCUGCUGCGCCUGCCCCCGCCGGGGCCCUACCUGCCGCUGUACCGCCGCCUGCCGCCCGCCAGCCCGCCGCACCACCACGACCACAGCUGAUUGUAGACGAUGUUGAACUUAGACAAGACUGUGAUAUGGCACGAAUGACUAUGGCAAGUGUAAAAUGUGAGUUCUAUUGUAUAAAGUGGUAUUAUUUAUUCUAAUUUAUAUUUAAUUGAGGUUAUGUUAAGUUAAGAGUAAUAUUAAAUUGAACGCAAUAAAUAUUCUGAGCGGAUCGCUUAUGUAUA
Messenger RNA from Plutella xylostella (diamondback moth), 897 nucleotides. Its product is annotated as fork head domain transcription factor slp2. Gene Ontology annotation, biological process: regulation of transcription by RNA polymerase II. Gene Ontology annotation, molecular function: sequence-specific double-stranded DNA binding; DNA-binding transcription factor activity. Gene Ontology annotation, cellular component: nucleus. The record is from RefSeq and is a predicted model, not a curated record. Lineage: Eukaryota; Metazoa; Arthropoda; Insecta; Lepidoptera; Plutellidae.